UCGCAUCUCAUUAUUCUAUUCUACACUCUACACUACUCUAUUCUAUUUAACACUCUUUACUUCUCAACUUUCUUCUCUCUUCCUUCCUCCUCCUUUCUUCCAUGGAUUCCAUUUCCAUGAGAUACCAAGAAGACCAAACCCCAUCUUCUCUCCCUUCCCCCAAAACCCAACUCCCCUCCCCAAGACCCAUCACAAGAUCCGAACCCGGUAACCCAUACCCAACAACGUUCGUUCAAGCAGACACAACCUCGUUCAAACAAGUUGUCCAAAUGUUAACCGGUUCCUCGGAAACAUCAAAACAAGCAUCCUCCUCUUCCUCCAAACCAAACCACCACAACCACAACCACCUCAACAACAACAAUAACAUUCCACCAAUCAACACCAUCCCCAAAAAACAACACCAAUCCGGUUUCAAACUCUACGAAAGAAGAAACUCACUUCACAAAAACCUCAACAUCAACCCAUUACUACCCAUUUUCUCCAACAACACAUCUUUCUCACCUCGUACCAAACAAGAGAUCCUCUCACCUAGCAUCCUAGAUUUUCCUUCUCUUGUUCUUAGCCCUGUCACACCUCUUAUACCCGACCCGUUUGACCGAUCCGGACCCUCCAGAAGCUCUUGCUUGAACGCGGAAGCUGAAGAUAAAGCCAUUAAAGAGAAGGGAUUCUUUUUACAUCCUUCACCGGUUUCAACUCCCAGAGAGUCUGAACCUCGUUUGCUUCCUCUUUUUCCUACGACUUCUCCUAGGGGUUCAGGUCCUUAUUCUGCAUCUUGAAUUUUUCUUUAUUUUUUUUUUACUUUUUUUUUUUAUUUUAAUUUUUACUGGCAUUGUUGUUGCUGAUGAAAUUGAAAGGGAUUGAUUUGUACUGUUUUAUUUUAUGGAAGAGAAUUGAAUUGAAUAAUAUUUUUGUUUUGUUUUUUAGUAUGAUUUUUUUUUACCUUGAAUAUUAUUAGGGGGAAAAUGUAAAAUUUGAAAAAGUAAAUUAUGGUUAAUUAAUAUUUUUUUAUUAAGUUUAAAUAAGUUUCUGGUUCUAUAAAUAUCUCAAUUUUAAUUUUUAGUCCCUAUAAAAAAAAUUUACUUUUAAUUCAUAUAAAAUUACUUUUACAGUCACUUUUAGUCCAUGUAGAGGGACUAAAAGUUAUAGGGACUAAAAGUCGAAUUUUUUUAUAAGGACUACAAGUAAUUUUUUGUAAUUUUAUAGGGACUAGAAACAUAUUUAACCCUUUUUAUUAUAAGUCGUUUUAUAUUUUUCACAUUUACAAAAAUUAUGAAGAUUGUUAUAGAAUUGUCUUUCAUUAUUGAUAUGUAGAAGAUAAAUUUACAUAAUUGAAAAAAGACAAUAAUAAAUAUUUAAUAAUAUAAUACGUAAAAUAUUAUUAAUUAUUCGUUGAAAUUAUAAAAUGACUUAUAUUUAAAUUUUUUUUCAAAGUAACUUAUAAUAAAAAAUGGUGGGAGUAAAUUUGAAAGAAAUAGGAUCUAUGGAUUGAGUGAAAUAGGAGGGUGUAUUUAGUAUUUAAGGGUAGUUGGGGGUGUGAAUAAUAGUUAAUGAGGAAUUGAAAUGGGUGAGGCAGUUCAGUUACUUUAGGUCGACGGCAUUCAUAAUUAGUAGCAUUAAUAAACUCUGUACUGCUGAUCAAUGCAGUCAUUUUCUCUUUCUAGAGAGAGAAGAUUAGGAUUCUAGAGAGAGAGAGUGUGAUCAUAUUGGUAAAGGAGGUUUGGGCUAGCUGUCAAGUUAAGAGUUGUGGAAUGGGGAAGGAAUCUUUACUCUUUUCCUGUAAGAGUUUGUGAUGUGUUUUAUAGCUAUUCAUUGGAUUUUAUUUUGUAGUACUUUGUAUUGGACCAGGAUUGUAUGGGGUUAUUUUGGUCAUAAGUUGAGGCAUUCAUGCAUUUGAUAAAUUUGAGAUUGUUAUGUUGAGGUUCAUCUGUAAAAAAUUUAAACAUACAUUGAUGUAAGUAUGAAUGUAUGAUCUUAUCUUUGAUAUAAUCGUCUUAGUUGUUUUGAAUGUGUGAACGUGUAGUGUAUUAGAUUUUUAUAUGAUCUAAUUUAUUGUCAAAAUGAGAUAAGGUGUGUUUGGAUUGACGGUAAAUAAAAUUGAAUCUAAUAGAAUUGAGUUUGAUAAAAUUGACUUUAUUAGAAUUGAGUUUAUUAAAAUUGAUUUAUGUUUGGAUAUAUUUAUGUAAAUGUGAGUUAAACAAUAAAUUACAGUGUAAAAAUUAUCCAUAAUCAAUUCUGGAGGCAGAAGCUACAAAUUCUAACUUCAAGUAGAAUUAAUUCUAGAGACAGAAUCAAUUCUACUUUUGCCUAACCUGAGAUCUUAAAAUCAUCUAGAAUCAAUUCCACACCUAUAGAAUUGUUUUUGGGUUUUCUAAAAGCCAAACCAAACAUACACAUAGUAUUUUUAGAGUUUAAAGACAAUGGAGUGUUAAUAUAAAUCAAUAUG
Messenger RNA from Vicia villosa (hairy vetch), 2443 nucleotides. Its product is annotated as VQ motif-containing protein 4-like. The transcript has a single exon. The coding region runs from base 102 to 776 and encodes 224 amino acids. NCBI's taxonomy places the organism in Eukaryota, Viridiplantae, Streptophyta, Magnoliopsida, Fabales, Fabaceae. The record is from RefSeq and is a predicted model, not a curated record.